Myripristis murdjan (pinecone soldierfish) is the source of this 3202-nucleotide messenger RNA. It is a transcript of the gene zmpste24, whose product is annotated as zinc metallopeptidase, STE24 homolog. Lineage: Eukaryota; Metazoa; Chordata; Actinopteri; Holocentriformes; Holocentridae. Gene Ontology annotation, biological process: CAAX-box protein processing. Gene Ontology annotation, molecular function: metalloendopeptidase activity. The transcript is spliced from 9 exons. Bases 514 to 1917 code for a protein of 467 amino acids. The record is from RefSeq and is a predicted model, not a curated record.
UGUAAGGCAACAGCUACAUUAAGCACAGGCAAACCACUGACUUCAGCCUAAAGGUGUAUCGCACACCAAGACUCCUGGCUCGUAUAAGUGGCUAGAAAACACAAACUUAAAGUAAAACUUAUGUUCAUAGCAGAAAUCACAUUCAGUUUUCUUGCUGCUGACUCCUAUACGGGGGGAAAAAAUUCAUCUGCGGAACCAAAGUCGUUUCAGUCGUUUCAUCAGCGACACAGUUUGUUGCUGCACAUCAACGGACAAGCUCGCCUCUCGCAUGAAUGGAGUGAUGUUAUAAAAGCCUCGUCUCUGUAAUGGAAACUGAAAGCAAGCGUUUCCACACAGCUUUGUGUAGCUAGUAUCUGUCGAGUUGAAGCAAUAUUUCGUUCGGUUUAUGAUCCUCCCCGUUUGUGCGCCAAGCAGGACCUCUGUGGCUGUCAGUAAUCAACCAAAGCUAGCUAACGUUAGCUUGCCAAGCUAGUCAAACCAUCUUGAGCAACACUGACAGCGAGCAGAGGAAAGAUGGUUGAAACAGUGUUCGACCUCCCGGUUGAAAAGCAGAUAUUUUAUGCUGUGCUGGGCUUUUCGUGGACAGUAUACCUCUGGGAGGCGUACCUUGCUUACAGACAGAGGAGGAUAUACAGGUCAACUACACAUGUGCCACAGGAGCUCGGGAAGAUCAUGGAUACUGAGACGUUUGAGAAGUCACGUCUUUAUCAGCUGGAUAAGAGCAACUUCAGCUUUUGGUCUGGACUCUACUCCGAGACAGAGGGGACGCUGAUCCUGCUCCUGGGUGGAAUCCCCUUCCUGUGGGGCGUGGCCGGCUCGGUGACUGCUCGCCUUGGAUUUGGCCCAGAGUAUGAGAUAUCCCAGUCCCUUGUGUUUCUCACCCUUGCCACGCUGUUCAGUGCCUUGACCGGCCUUCCCUGGAGCAUUUACAACACAUUUGUCAUUGAGGAGAAGCAUGGCUUUAACCAGCAGACAUUGGGAUUCUUCUUCAAGGAUGCUGUGAAGAAAUUUCUAGUGACCCAGUGUAUCCUGCUGCCUGUGACCUCACUGCUCCUCUACAUCAUCAAAAUCGGCGGCGACUACUUCUUCAUCUAUGCCUGGCUCUUCACCCUGUGUGUUUCACUGGUACUUGUUACCAUCUAUGCUGACUAUAUUGCCCCCCUUUUUGACAAAUUCACUCCACUGCCAGAGGGAGAGCUGAAGACGGAAAUUGAGUCCAUGGCCAAGUCUAUUAGUUUUCCUCUCACUAAGGUUUAUGUAGUAGAAGGCUCCAAGCGGUCAUCACACAGCAAUGCCUACUUCUAUGGGUUCUUCAAGAACAAGCACAUUGUGUUGUUUGACACGCUGCUGGAGGACUACUCUCCCCUCAAUAAGACUGCCGAGCCACAGCCUGAGCAUGCAGAGACUGACGACACACCCAGCGAGCCCAAACCCAAGCCCAAGAACAAGAGGCAAGGCUGCAACAACCCAGAGAUCCUUGCAGUUCUGGGCCAUGAGCUCGGCCACUGGAAGCUCGGCCACACGGUCAAGAACAUCGUCAUCAGUCAGAUGAAUUCCUUCCUGUGUUUCUUCCUGUUUGCUGUUCUUAUUGGUCGGAAGGAGCUGUUCCAAGCUUUUGGCUUCAAUGAUAGCCAGCCCACAUUAAUAGGCUUGAUGAUUAUCUUCCAGUUCAUCUUCUCUCCUUACAAUGAGCUCUUGUCCUUCUGUCUGACAGUCCUGAGUCGCAGGUUUGAGUUCCAGGCAGACGCCUUUGCACGAGGCAUGGGGAAAGCUUCUGAGCUGUACUCUGCUCUCAUCAAGCUCAACAAGGACAACUUGGGCUUUCCUGUGGCUGACUGGUUGUUCUCCAUGUGGCACUACUCCCACCCUCCCCUGCUGGAACGCCUGCGAGCGCUGGGCAACGUCAAGCAGGACUGACGGGCUUGGAAGGGGGAGCAGCGAUCGCUGCCUCCUCCUAAGGGUCUGCGCAGGCCGCUCCUGGCCCUGUGAUGCACCCUCGUCUUUUUCUACCUAUCUGCUCCCCCCCGUUAUCCGGUUUUAGUUGUUUCUUCACUUGACCAUUUGUUUCCAUACAGCUCCCUUUGCUUACAACUUGCUCCAAACAAAACCAAACUAGAUCAGCACAAAGCAGUCUCAGAAAUCUUACCGGGCCUGAAGUGAAGUUCCCGCUCUUUCCUAAAGCCAGUAUGAAAACGCCUGAUAUGCACUUGCUGAGAGCAAUACAUCUGGGCAAUGUGUGUGCACAGAAACGCUGUAGUCAGAGCACAGGUCACACACUGCAAAGCUUUUAUUUCUUUUCUUGUUUUAUUUGUUAUAAUUAUGCUUUUUUAUGUCAUUCUAAAGCAAAUUUAACCCUACAAGUUGUCAUUUAUAAAACUUUAUAUUUUACAUGCAGAGCAUGCCACUUCCUUUUGCAAAGUUUUACAACUAUCAAGAGCAUGAUAGUGUGAUCAUUACAGCAUUUUGUUUUUUGAGAAACAGUAUGCUAGUUAGUCCCAGUAUACUGAGGUUUUAUUGUUUAAAACCAAAAACAGACAUGAGAAGUGUUCACACCUUUUUGACGUACUCGUGAGUGUUUUUGCAGAUACACAGGCCAGAAUAUGUCGAGUUGUCCCCCAGUGCAGCUGCUGCUUAUUUGGCAGUGCCUUUUUCAGGCCAGCUCAGCUCAGAGUCAAUGUCAUCUAAAACCCAAGUCUGGCAGAUGGAUCAUUGUACCUGUUUUAUUUUGAUGAAAACAUUUGAGUGCCUCUGAUUGUGUAUGACUCUGGCCAGAUCGUAGACACUGUUAUGAACAGGACGGUGCAAAAAGUCACAUUAGAUUUUGGAUUUUCAUUUUUACAUGCCAUGGGGGUGGGGCGGGUUGGGAGGAGCUUGUUUUCCUUCUUCUAAUGCACUUGCUUGCAAACAAGGGUCCAACCGUACUUGUACUUAUGUAACUUUGAUGGAUAGCAUAAUGGCGUAUGAAGUGAUUUGUGGAAAAUAUUGAAUGUGGUUUGAAAUUUUAAGUUGACCAGCUGUUUAGUUUUUUUUUCCUUUUUGGUUUUGGGCUUGUGGGAGCCCAAAGUUGAAUGGCAAGCAGAGUAUUUAUGGAUGACUGGAGGGUGGGUCUGCCAAGAUCUGCCAAGUCAGUGUUUGGUUUGUUAGAAGAGGGAGUAUACCAUACUGUUUGUUAGCAGUACUGAAUAAAAUCUUUCAAAGCAUU